Messenger RNA from Alosa alosa (allis shad), 2002 nucleotides. RefSeq names its product angiopoietin-like 3 (gene angptl3). The coding region runs from base 148 to 1533 and encodes 461 amino acids. Gene Ontology annotation, biological process: phospholipid homeostasis; triglyceride homeostasis; cholesterol homeostasis. The transcript is spliced from 8 exons. The record is from RefSeq and is a predicted model, not a curated record. NCBI's taxonomy places the organism in Eukaryota, Metazoa, Chordata, Actinopteri, Clupeiformes, Clupeidae.
CAACCGCCUAUCCACUUCAACCAUACAAUCUUCACAAGCCAGCGUUUCCUAUCCUACCUGUCAGUACACUUCGGGAGUUGAGGCGGUAGAGGAGACACAGACAGACGCCAACACCACGAAGGGAGAAUUCCAGAAACAACCGGAAUAAUGAAGCUGCUGCUGCUCCUGCUGGUGUUCGUUGCUUGUGCUCAUGGCUUACCCGCUACUGGUGCAAAGGAAGCGGAGUCCCGUUUCUCCUUUGCCCCCCUGGAUGACGUCCGGCUCCUGGCCAACGGGCUCCUUCAGCUCGGCCACAGCCUGAAGGACUUUGUACAGAAGACCAAGGGCCAAAUCAACGACAUCUUCCAAAAGCUCAACGUGUUCGACCGCUCGUUCUACCAGCUCGCCACCCUGGCCAGCGAGAUCAAGGAGGAGGAGGAGGAGCUGAAGAAGACCACCGUCGUCCUCAAGUCCAACAACGACGAGAUCAAGAGCCUGUCCCAGGAGAUCAACACCAAGGUGGAGGACAUCAUUCGGGAGCGGAGCAAGCUGCGGAGCCAGGUGGGCCAGCUGGAGGAGAAGAUGAGUGGCCUGUCCCAGGGCCUUCUCUCCGCAGACCAGCUCGCCGAAAUCUCUGCUCUCAAGGAGGUCAUUCACACCCAAGAGAGAAGCAUCACAGACCUCCUGAAGGCAGUGAGGGAACAAAGUGAACAGCUCAACUUCCAAAGGACCCAGAUCAAGAGCCUGGAGAAGAAGGUCAGUGACAGCAUCCUUCAGGACACUGUUUUCAAAUGGGUCUGGAACAAAGAGACUCACAAUGUGUCUGGGUACCUGUCGGACAACAGCACCAGUAACGACUCUCUGUGGGAUGGUCUCCCAGCCCACUGUGGUGAUGUGUAUGCCAGAGGCCAGAAGAACAGCGGCCUGUACCCCAUCAAGCCCAACCGGUCCCGGCCCUUCCUGGUGCACUGUGAAAUGACCGACAAUGGGGGUGCUACUGUCAUUCAGCACAGACAGGAUGGCUCUGUGGAUUUCGACCAGACCUGGAGAAAUUAUGAAGAGGGCUUUGGCAGCUUUAAAGGAGAGUUCUGGCUUGGCUUGAGGAAGGUCCAUGCCCUCACUCAGCACAAUGACACAAUCCUGCGGAUCAUAGCCGAGGACUCCAAACAGGCCAAGUACGUUGUGGAAUACCACCUCAUGAUGGAGGAUGCCAGCUCUGACUACGCAAUCCACCUCAGGCCAACAGACAGUGACCUGCCGACCACUGUGGGAAACGACACAGCCAUCCGGUUCUCCACCAAGGACCGCAUGAACGACGAACACCAGGAGCCCAGCUGCACCAAUGACUACACAGGGGGCUGGUGGUUCAGCGCCUGCAGCGACAUCAAUCUCAAUGGGAGGUACACUAACGGCAAGCCGCAUGGCCGUGCUGACCGCAGAAAGGGAACACACCUGAAGGCCCACGCAUGGAGCUCGUUCUCACUCAAGUCCUCACAAAUCACAAUACGACAUGUGUCAAGCACACACAUCCCUCCUCAGGGACCAGCUGAAUAAACAGAUCCUCUCCUUGUUCACUCUCCCCACAUCACCCCCAACGACGUUGCUGUUACUGAAUAUCGGAGUAGUUGCAUUAUAAAGUUAAACUUUUAUAGCGUAGCACUAUAACAUAACUCAGAUAAUAGAAGUGUCCAAUGUGUAUAUGUUACAGUAGGUUUCUAUGGUGCUAACAGGUUAGAACCCUGCAGUCUGUGAUUAUGUUGAUUUUCGAUAGCGGUCACUGAAUAAGGUAUGCUCAUCUUAGAAUGCCCUUUUUCAUCCCGGCCUUUUAUAGUCAGAAGCACUGGGCAGGGGCCUGAGUAUUGUGGACCCUCAACCUGAGGUCAACCAUGGUUAACGGAGUCAGUCACAGGUUUUUCACUGAGUCACAUUGACUUUAAGAAUACCCAUUCAUACUGUAUAUAUUUUGUAGUGUGUGGUGCCAUUUGUAUUGAGCUUGAAAAUAAACAGUGUUUUUAAAAAAGAA